Xyrichtys novacula (pearly razorfish) is the source of this 6612-nucleotide messenger RNA. The record is from the annotation of a GenBank genome assembly. Lineage: Eukaryota; Metazoa; Chordata; Actinopteri; Labriformes; Labridae.
AUUUUAAAUGGAUUUUUCCGUAUGAAUCAAGAUCACCUCAUUAUGGAGAGAUGCUGUCAUCUACGCCCCGCCCCCUUUAUAUGUUUCCAUGGGACCUUCACACCCUCGCGCCGCAUUCACGUCAUAUCCAGAAACCGUUGUCCCCCUACCCGUCUGUCAGUUACAAACAGGUGUCGUUUGUUUCUUUCCAUCAAAAGAAGACAACCCGAGAAACUAAAACCACAUAAGACCGGAGGAGCAUCACUGACAGAGACAAAAGAAGGUAAGCUUACACCAAGUACCUGCACCGGUAUUGUUUAAGCAAAAUUAAAUAUACGUGUUAUUCGUUGGCGCCCGUCGUGUAACCGUCCGUCUCUCAUUGUGUAGAAACUGUAACACCGUGUGCUUUCCAUCAUUAAUUAUUACACUUGUUUGUGGCCAGCCUGCUCUGACAGCGCCAUCUUUAGAGAGAAUAAGGACAGGGGAAUGGUACGGCUCAUAUUAAAGUGACAGAUCUUGACAGUUCAAGGUCGGUAUUAUUGUUAUUGAACACGACUGUAUUUGCUGAAGUAUCCGUGUUAUUGCUGCUCUGCUCGACGUUAGUUCCUCAUCAUUGUUCCCCACCAUCCCCGUCCUGAGGUCUGCUGUCCUGUGACUGCCACACCUGUUUUCUGUUUAUCCUAACACUGACUUUCCUCCAGAGAAAAGAAAGAGAAAUUACAAAAAUUAACACUCAAAUUAUUUGUUUCACAUUGGUACUAAAGCUUUUAUCUAACUUUAAAAUUAUAAACGCUCACCUUUUUGGUUAUUGUAAAUUGUAGUGAUGAAACUUAACAAUAAUGUCUGAUAUUAAAGAAAAUAACGAUAUCAAAUAACUGUUAAUCAUUCCUGCUAAUCUGUUUAUAAUAAUCCAGCUUUAAAGUAAGAAUAAGAAUAAUUUCAAUGAUUUCAAUGAUUCUUAAACAUUAAAGUGACUGCUGUAUUGGUGAACUUAAAGUCAAAACCUUUUGCGUCAGAUGAAUUUGUUUAUCAUGUAAAUACACCGACCGUCCAUAACAUUAUAAAACCAUGACAAUCUAAUGCAACCCAGUACAACAGCUCCACCCAAAAUUCUGCCUUCAGGAAGCUUCUAAAUGGUCAGGUUUUCUUGCAUGAUCAGACGGAGGAUUAUUGUACUGAAUAUUACUGAAGACAAAGUGGGUACUGAUGUACUAGAGUUUUUUGUUUUUUUACUGAAAUGUGCUACCUAUUUUUAUUUCACUUUAUUGACAAACACAAGUGGACAGAACAUAAGGAACACCUUUCAAUAUAACUCACUCAAAUACACCACCUUCCCACAACAACUUCCACACGCGAUUUAAUGAAUAAUCAUCACCUGCCUGUUUGUGUCAACAAAAUCUGAAAGUACAGAAGCUUUGUACAUCUGGAAUUAAAUGAAGAGGUGUUGCAUGAGAUUGCCCCGGUGUUAAUAAUGUUGUGACUGGCCCUUGUGUGCCAACCAUAGACCGUACUAUUACUAUUACUAUACUAUUCUAUAUACAGUCUAUGGUGCCAACCUUUAAGUGUUUCUUUUUUAAAUAACAACAAAAAAAAAAACGUAUAAUUUACUUUGGUAUUAGAGCUGAGACAUUACUAAAAAGUUAUGAAAAGUGCUUAAUAUAACGCAUUGUUAGAGUAAUGCACCACUUUGUAUUGAAAUUAAAGAGCAGUAGCUAAGAAAAUGUGUCGUUUCAUAUGAUUGAGAAGAAAUAUGUAUCAUCAUAUCAUAUUAUAUCAUAUUAUAUACCGAAGUAUAUUAAGUGCAACUAAAUUUGUGUGAAUUUGUUCAAAGUUAUGUGCUUCACUGAUGUAAGAAAAAAGUUUUUCACUGUUUUCCCUUUCCCUUCUUCGUUCCCUCCCACAGAGCAAAGAUGAAGCUGACUUCCCUCUCUGUUUACCUGUCACUUCUUUUGUUGUGUACCCACUUUUCCCUUGCAAAGAGAGGAGGAGGCGGGGGCUUUGGCAAAAGUGGCAGCUCUGGGAGAAGUGGCGGCUCAAAGACAACCUCCUGGUUCAGCAAAAGCAAUACCCCAACCAAAACUAACACAGGCCAGAAAACUAAUCAGGGCUCUAACACUCAUGGCAGAGGCUCAAAUCAGCCUGGAGAUUACCCCCGUCAGCCAGGAGGGUAUCCUGUGCAGGGUUCCCCUUAUGGUGGGGGUUACGGGGGCUAUGGUUCUCAUGGCGGUUAUGGAGGUCAUGGUGGAUAUGGUAGUCAUGGUGGUUAUGGAGGUCAUGGCAGUCAUGGUGGUUAUGGGGGUUAUGGAGGCUAUGGAGGUGGAUAUAUCAACCACAAUCCAAACAACAAAGUCCUUAGCCCUCGUUAUGGUGGCAGCUUUGGCUAUGGGGGCUACAGGCCUAGGGGUGGCUCUCCCUUUUCCCAGUCAGUUCAGCAAAUGGGCAUGUAUCCUGAUGAACGGUCCAGAGGGUUUGGGCGCAGUGCUGUUGUGGCAGCAGCUGGAGGCGCUGUGGCAGGAAUGGCCGUGGGUUACGGUAUCGGAAGAUUUCCCCGUCCCCCCUUCCAUUUUCGCAACCCUCAGGAGGAGCAUUACUACAACCACUACAUGUACAGGAGAUAUGGUACAAAAUCAACCGAUACAAAUGACUACAGCAGAGACUACAAGUACACUGACCCCCCUGAAUCCUAUAACAACUACAUGGACUCCUGCAUGAAGAGAAAAGACCUAAUUCGUUCAGAAAAUCCAAAACCAAACAAAAAACCAGCUGUCACAACUCCAGAUUCUGUCAAAGUCAUCAGUGUGACAGAAACAAACAAGACUGCAACAGAAAAUUCUUCAACCUCUGCUCCUUCUUCUCAUCCCCCCGUGAAUCAGCCUGAACCCAAUCCUGAAGAUGAAGAUGACACAGUCAGCAUCGCAGAGAUCGGAUACCCGGCACUGAUUCAGCAGAUACAGGCCCAAAGGUGCAUGGAGCUUUACAUGGUUUACUCUGAGAAGUACAUAGUUCAAAAUACUGGAGGUGCUCAAGGACUAGAGAUGGGAUGGCGAGGGCUUUUAGCUGUGUUAACAAGUACCAUACUGAUGCUACUAAAUAGCAACAUGCUGAUGCUGCACUGAGGUCGGUAAAACUGAGUAAGAAUUGACCAUUGAUGAUUGUUCACCAAUAGAAAAAUGGAGAGCAUGAGAGUAACCUACGGUCUUUACAGGAUAGUAUUCAUUCACCGUAUUUACAUGGCAGCCAAUACAACUUCAGGCUGGGAUACUCAGACACAGUUGUGAUAAUGUGCUGCUGUGUCAGUGACGGUUGAUAUUAUUUCCUCAACCCCCCUCUUUUAUUAUCAAAGGGAAAAUAUAGAUUCACAUUUGACACAUUCUGAUCAUGUAAAACAACACAUUUGAUGACCUCUCAGCUACCUUUAAACAACAGAUUACAUUAGCAUUUAACUAAUUCACACUUGCACUAAGUUUGCUGUCUUUCAACCAGUAAAACACCUUGCCCGUUGUAUUACCGUGAUUUACCUAAUGACAAUUUAAACUCUCAGCCACAUGUUAUGGUAAUAUUAGUCAGGAUGUAGGUCAAAGUAUUCUAUUGUUAGCUGUAAUCUGAUUUUACAUACUAGGUCAUGAAAUCUGUUAUAAGAAAUAUAAUUAUGUUUCUCCAGAUUUUCUCUGCCCAUUGUGUUUUUAUUUGCAGAACACGGUUUUAAAAUGAAAGUAACCUGACACAUGCUUGACUUCCAACUGAAACAACAUUAUUGUCUCAUUUUAACAGCAUUUAAGCCUGCUACAUAAGAGGACAGUUUCCUUUAUUUGACAGCAGUGAACUGUGUGAAUUUCUGCUAUUUUAUGUUAUAGUAAGACCAAUGCAGUUUAUCCUCCUUUGUGUGCUUGACGGGCACCACACAGCUGAUACAGACUGUUUGAAAUAUUUAUUUAGGCCAAGGAAAAGUAAGGGUGUGUGACUAGAGAGCCACAGUGUUUCAAUUAAUUGCACUUCCUCUUCCCUCUUGUGAAAGAUGGAGUGUCCAUUAACUUUUAGUGUAACAUUUUAAAUAAAUGAGUGUUCCGUCCAUUAGUGACCUUGCAGAUUCAAAAGAACAUCCUCCUCAGUCUGCUGGACGCUGUGUUUGUUUAAGCGAUGUGUGUUAAUUCAGGGAAACUGGAAUGGUUCUUUGGUUUUAUCCACUGUCUCUUUUGUCUUUGUCACAGGGCCAAUACAGUCCACUUAAUGUUGCAGUUUAUGUUUUAAAGGGCUGUCUCAUUCUUGGACAUAUAAUUCAGUCACAGAACAGUAAAUAGUAAUCCUUAACUAUCAAUAAAUACUUGUGUAAUAAUCAUAUCAAUCUGCUACUAAUCAUAGUGCUUUGGACCAAGUAACUUAACACUUUAAGCAUGAUAGAGUCAAUAUCCUUAUAUUAGGUCCAGUGAUUUUUGCAUAUCUGAAAAUAUAAAUGGAUCUCUGUCAUAUGAAGUCCAUUCAGCCACAGAAACUUGAACAUGAAAAGCAUAUAUCUGCUGGUGCUUUUGGUCUAUAUAGAAAACAGAUAACAUGCAUGUCAAUCCUAACACUCCUCACGUUGUUCACCAAAUGCAAAGCAAAGUGUGCCUGUCCUGAAUGAUCGUGUGUUGUGUCUUAACAUUUCCUCGUGUACUGCCAUUCUCUGUAGUGUGAUGUCUAUUUUGUGAUAAUUCCUCUGAUAUAUGUGCCUGCAUUCUCUCUCAUAUCUGAUGUAUUGCCUAACUCUCUCCUGUCUGGGUAAGCUUGUGAUUGCUAAAGUGCUCUUAAUACAUAACCCCACCCUCAUGUGGAUGUACUAACUCUGAGCUGAAUUAAUCUCCAAGACCUACUGAAUGUUUUCCUGUAUCAUCAGGGACCUGUGCUCAAGUUUCUCUUAUCGCAAAAGCAGAUGUUGAAACAAUUUAAAGGUACUCUCUGGAGUUUGGAAACUAAUUAAUAUGAAAGAUCUUUUGAUAAAACCCACUGUACACAGUUAACAGACAUCUCUUUUCUCAUUAUUUCUCUGACACUGCCAUAUUCAAGACCCAGUUUUUAAAAACGGUGAUAAGGGAUGCCUUUGUCUUUUUGAUUAAGCCCCCAUGGCCAACAUUUUGUAGCCAUUUUUAAACCCCACUUUGCACUCAAAAGAUCCACAUAUUCCCAUUUGAUUUAUCCAUCUAUUGAUUCCCAUUUCACUGGCAAUCACACCAGUAAAAAAAAAUAAACCAUAUAAGUUGAUUGCAGAACCAUCUCUGACCACUGGUGGAAAAACCCCCACAGUGAACCUUUAACCUGUUGUUACAUGUUGUAGCAUUUGUCUCCUGUGUCUGUCUUUGAAUGUAUUUACAAAAGUAUGUAUCGCUUUGAAAGACAUGAAUGCCUUUACCUUUGUAUAUCACAUUUACUGUUUGCUGGAGCUCGUGCUGAAUACUGAAGGUCAACUUGCACUUUUUGGAUGUCUUGUCAAAUAAACAUUCAAACUUAAACUAAUUCUAUUUGUAAAUAUAUUUUCACCAUCACCAUUUAAAUACUAUAACAACACACCUAAGUGAAUUAACCACAUAGAAAUUACUGCAAUUUCUUGGGCUCAAAUAAUUAGUCUGGAGGAGUUUAAUAUAAAGUUGGUCUGACUGUUAAUUAAUUCAAAUUUUAUGUGUUUGAAUGUCAAACUUUUUCUGUGUGUACUCAUAGAGCCAUGAAUGACUUGGUUUUAUACCGCUAAAACUUGAAGUAAAAUGGAGAGUGACAAGCUGUGAGAAGAAAUAUCAAGUGUGUUGUGGCAACACCUCGUGUAAAGACAGGAGUACAGCUUUCCUCUGACAGCCAGUUACAUAACGAUGAACGAUCCCUUGUUUUAGGCAAGUCUUAGGCCUGUUACCUCAUGAGGUACCCUAAGUACUGAGAUACCUCAGUUUUGGGAUCCCAGCUGUACACCUGAGCCCUGGUGUGAUCUGAUCAGCUGUGAUCUCAUGAGGCUAAUGCUAUGUGUGAGUCUGUUUGGUGUCAGCUAACAGGCUGAGUCAUGCAGCACCCCCACAACCUGCUAAUGCAAUUUGACAAUUAAAUCGUAUUAAGAAGCUUCGCGCAUAAACUGCUAAGUCUGUGCAACCUGAUAUCACAAGAUGCUGUGUUUGGUGAGAACAUACCACGUUACCAUACCUUGGAAAGUGAUAGCUUUUUCUUUUGGUUCACUGUAUAUUUGAUGAUUAUUUAUAAGUGCUAUAUUGAUUGCAAUGCUGCUAGGCAAUAACUAUAGAGUCUAUCAUUGUAACAGUAUUAUCAAUUUUAGCAAUUUGAUGACCAGAACUGUAUUUCUAAUAAGUUUUUUUCUAUUCAAACUGAUUACUGUGAGGUAUGCUUAUAACUGCAACAGAAACAUUUUACUAACAGUCAGGACACAUUUUUCUACAAGAGGCCAGUACUCUUUAUUUUUUUUCCUCAAAACUCAUGUACUGUCACUAAAAGUCCGAGACUUCAUUUGCAUCAAGGUAUUUCCUUGUUAUAGAACAAGCGGUUUUCAGCAUAGCUCUUUGGUCACAAUUGCAAAAUAAAAACUAUAUCUCAACAACAUUUGCAUGGACUGUUAUCAUGUUAUAUCUAGACCCUCAUGUUCUUAAAAUAAACUGUUCAACCUUU